CACAACUGUUUCUUUCUUCAUUCUGCCUGCAUUUCCUCGCCGGUGUUUUAACCUUACACGUUUCUCACUUUUUUUUAAACCCCCAAUAAGACAAAGAUAAAGAAAUGAGUGGGGAUCAUUCCCACAACGACGACCGGAUUGACUGCGGCUCUCGGGUCAAUGAUUCUCACAAGCAUAAGGACAAGUACAAGGACAAGGAACACAAACACAAGGACCACAAGAAGGAUAAGGAACGAGAGAAAUCAAAGCAUGGCAGCAGUGACCACAAGGACUCCUCUGACAAAAAACACAGAGACAAGGAGAGGGAAAAGAUGAAGCACAAAGAUGGCAGCACAGACAAACACAAGCACAAGGACAAAGAGAAGAGGAAGGAGGAGAAGAUGAAGUCUAUAGAUGGCAAGAUCAAAAAAGAAAAAGAGAAUGGUUUUGCCAGUCCUCCACAUAUGAAGUCUGAGCCUGAGGAUGACUUUUACCACUCUCCUAAACAUGAGAAGUCUCUGAAGAGAGAACGCGAUGAUGAUAAUGACUCUGAAUUCAAGCCUAAGAAAAUAAAGACCGAGAAUGAUAAGAAGGCCAAAAAAAGGAAACAACAAGAUGAUGAUGAUGAGGAUAUUAAGCCCAAAAAGACGAAAAACAAGAAAGGAGAAGUCACUGAUGGAAAAAAGAAAGGAAAGAAAGAACCCGAAGAGAAGUGGAAAUGGUGGGAGGAGGAGAGAUACACAGAUGGCUCCAAAUGGAGGUUUUUGGAGCACAAGGGGCCAGUGUUUGCACCACCUUAUGAGCCCGUUCCCAGCAAUGUCAAGUUCUACUAUGAUGGUAAGCAUAUGAGGCUCAGCCCACAAGCUGAAGAGGUUGCCACCUUCUUUGCCAAAAUGUUGGACCAUGACUACACCACCAAGGACAUCUUCCGGAAAAACUUUUUCAAAGACUGGAGGAAGGAAAUGACUUCAGAAGAAAAGGCCACGAUCACAGACCUGAAGAAGUGUAACUUCGCUGAGAUGAACGAAUACUUCAAGGCACAGUCUGAGGCCAGGAAGGCUAUGUCAAAGGAAGAAAAACUGAAAAUCAAAGAAGAGAAUGAGCGAAUCCUACAGGAGUAUGGCUUCUGCAUCAUGGACAACCACAAAGAGCGUAUUGCUAACUUCCGCAUUGAGCCCCCUGGCCUGUUCCGUGGCCGUGGCGACCAUCCCAAAAUGGGAAUGCUGAAACGUCGUAUCAGGCCUGAGGACAUCAUCAUAAACUGCAGCAAAGACUCCAAGCACCCCAAGCCUCCCCCAGGUACCAAAUGGAAGGAGGUUCGUCAUGACAACAAGGUGACUUGGCUGGUGUCGUGGACGGAGAACAUCCAAGGCUCUAUCAAAUACAUCAUGCUGAACCCCAGCUCUAGGAUCAAGGGAGAGAAGGAUUGGCAGAAGUAUGAGACAGCCCGCAGACUAAAGUCUUGUGUGGAUCGUCUGAGGGCCCAGUACCGUGACGACUGGAAGUCCAAAGAGAUGAGGAUCCGACAGAGGGCUGUGGCACUCUACUUCAUUGACAAGCUGGCUCUGAGAGCGGGUAAUGAAAAGGAGGAAGGAGAGACUGCGGACACCGUGGGCUGCUGCUCGCUCAGAGUUGAACACAUCAAGCUCUACCCAGAGAAGGAUGGUCAGGAGUAUGUGGUGGAGUUUGACUUCCUGGGUAAAGACUCAAUCCGCUACUACAACAAAGUCCCUGUGGAGAAGAGGGUAUACAAGAAUCUUCAGUUGUUCAUGGAGAACAAAGAGCCUGAUGAUGACCUGUUUGACCGUCUGAAUACCUCCAUUCUGAACAAGCAUCUUCAGGAGCUGAUGGACGGUCUGACGGCCAAAGUUUUCCGUACCUAUAAUGCCUCGAUCACCCUGCAGCAGCAGCUGAAGGAGCUCACCAGUCCGGAUGAAAACAUUCCAGCCAAGAUCUUGUCCUACAACAGGGCUAACAGAGCUGUGGCCAUCCUGUGCAACCAUCAGAGGGCUCCACCCAAAACCUUUGAGAAGUCUAUGCAGAACCUGCAGACUAAGAUUGAUGCUAAAAAGGACCAGCUUUCUGAUGCCAGAAGAGAACUGAAGAGCGCCAAGGCUGAUGCCAAAGUACGGAGAGAUGAGAAAUCCAAAAAAGCUGUGGAGACCAAGAAGAAGGCCGUUCAGAGGAUAGAGGAGCAGCUGAUGAAGCUGGAGGUGCAGGCGACUGAUCGUGAGGAGAACAAGCAAAUUGCCCUCGGCACUUCCAAGCUCAACUACCUGGACCCUCGCAUCUCUGUGGCUUGGUGUAAGAAGUGGGGGAUUCCCAUCGAGAAGAUCUAUAACAAAACCCAGCGUGAAAAGUUUGCUUGGGCUAUUGACAUGGCAGACGAAGACUUUGAAUUCUAAAUCCAAGUUUGUGGUUUUAACUAUGAUACUUUUCAUUUUAACGGAUACUUGUUUUUAGCUUAACUGAAUUUCACCCGAUCGCCAGACCUGACAAGGAAUUGUGGAGAGUUUGAGCUGAAAAAAGAAUGGCAACGACAGGGUAAGGUGAGAUGUUGAAGCCAUUAUGAAGUGGCAGGAGGGCAUUGUGGUUAGUCUGAGCAUCUGAUCUGAGAUCAGGCAACACGGCUGAACUAUAUACCCACAACUUGAGCGUCAAGGCGUUAGUCCCAGUAAUUGGAAGACCUUUUCACCUUUGGCUCUCCCUCCUUAGGGGACAAGACCUGGCGAUGCCUGAACUUUGAACUCUGUGGUCCUAUAGCUACUGUAUUCAGCAAAAAAAAUGCUUUGUGUAUCAUUUUAUUAUUGUUCACUCACUCUGUAUUUUAGCCCUCCCAUGUAUUAUUAAUGAAUUCUAUAUUUUGAUAGAGAAAGUUAAAUCAAAAGAAUUCCUUAAAUACACCCACGCGCCUUUUGAUGAAAUGUGAGUUGUGUGUGCGUGUGUGUUCGGGGGGUCGGGGAGGGGGGCAUUGAAGCUGUGUGUUUGGGUGAAAAUUUUAAACUGGACUGUGUUGAAUUGUAUAACAUGAAAGAGGAUGAUGCUUGGACAGGCAAGGGGAGGAAAUACUGCAACCAUGUCAAUAUUUACAACCAAGCAGAAUGUGAAUAUGUUAUUUUACAGCCUCUAUCAGGGACUUCUUUUUCAGUGUAAAUGUGAACCAAUCAUUUUUUUACCCUUUGGGUUGCCAGCAUCCUCUGCCUCUUUCUGCAUAGCCCUGUCUACAUCUGAUUUUAACUUAAUUAUUUUAACAAUUGUUCCAAAAGAAAAACUCCCUUAUCUGUUACUUGAAGAUAAUGCUGUUUUAAUGUAUUUUAAGUCAGUAAAUGGAAAAGUGUUUUUCUUCCCCGAAGGGGUAUGUGAGGGAUAUCAACUUUGCCAAAAAAAAUCACCAAUCUGUUACAAUUUUGGGCAGGUUUUUAAUCGUGUAUAGGUUGAGGACAAAGACGCAUAACAUUUAAUGUGAAUUAUGAAUUAAUCUUAUUCCACUUUGUUCCACUUGUAUGACAGGAGAGUUGAUGUAAGUAGCUGUAAAAUCAACGUCCUAUUCCUGUUUUACAGCCUUUUGUCAUAGCCUUCGAUCAUGUUUCAUUUUUUGUUUUGAGUUUUAUGCUCAUUGUAGGUUGAAAAUGAAUAAAACCCUACAACUCAACAUA
Myripristis murdjan (pinecone soldierfish) is the source of this 3635-nucleotide messenger RNA. It is a transcript of the gene top1a, whose product is annotated as DNA topoisomerase Ia. Gene Ontology annotation, molecular function: DNA binding; DNA topoisomerase type I (single strand cut, ATP-independent) activity. The transcript has 21 exons. The record is from RefSeq and is a predicted model, not a curated record. Lineage: Eukaryota; Metazoa; Chordata; Actinopteri; Holocentriformes; Holocentridae. The coding region runs from base 105 to 2384 and encodes 759 amino acids. Gene Ontology annotation, cellular component: chromosome; nucleolus. Gene Ontology annotation, biological process: DNA replication; chromosome segregation; DNA topological change.